Molecule: messenger RNA, 2694 nt
Organism: Anopheles coluzzii
Lineage: Eukaryota; Metazoa; Arthropoda; Insecta; Diptera; Culicidae
Exons: 5
Coding region: 1092-1736 (214 amino acids)
Biological process (GO): septate junction assembly
Cellular component (GO): membrane
Source: RefSeq, a predicted model, not a curated record
UACAGCAGGGCCCGAUGCAAUAUUGCAUUCGAAACGAUUCACGAUGCAACGCUAAGUACGCACGGCCACGGCGACCAACCAGUUCCACUUUCCGCUGCCAUUCCUUCCGAGAGAAAAAUGGUGAGAAAAAUGAAACCUCGUGUCGCCGCUGCUAUCGACUUCAAUCGUGCGGAAAUCGUUCAGGCCAGUGCGCGGUUUUGCCUAAGAAAGGGCACCGGAACCAGAGCUACGCUUUGACAGCGAAGCACGACUCGACGAAUGUCGGUACCAGCUAUUGGGGGGGAAGAAACAAAAAAAGGCAUCAUAACCAUUCGACAAACAGCACGCUUUCCUGGCAGCAGAGAGAGAGAGAGAGGGAGCGCAUUGUGCCCAAUGCUUGCCCCGUGCUUGUGUGUCAUAAGAGGUACAAAUUACAGCUCUUGCUUGUGCGGUGUGGAAACAUGCAGCAUACAUGCUAACCAUGCCCGCGAUAUCGGGUAGGAUCGGAUGAAGAGAAAGUUACAGAUUCAAACCAAACGGGCACAACGUUUAAAUUAUAGACCGUUCGCGCUAACAGCUCCCUAAAAUCCUCCCCUGAACGGGUGAGGUUUGGCCGUGCUAGAAGCUAUAGUAGGUAGUAGCAGGCAGUGGGCACUUUACACAUGAGUAAACCCAUUCAAAAUGGGAUUUAAACAAAAAAUGAAACCCAUCAUAACACUGCCGCUCUGCUCGCUACUGCUGUUGGUCAUGCUGGUUAGAAAUCGAAGAUUAUUGAGCACUGCUGUGCAUCGUGCACCACACACCACUACACGCAUCGGAAGUAGCGUGGCGUUGUAUAACAACACGAUCGUCACCUUCGCAUCAAUAUUCAUCUCUGUGAUCGGGUUGGUCCCUGGUGCAACUGGUCCCGGUGAUUGAAUCCCGGCCCUCAAAGUCAGUCACUUGCAGGUGGUGUUCAUAGACACAGGCAGCUAGGCUAGGCUAGGGUGUAUUGCAAGCGCUUUGCAACGGAGAACGCGUGCUAGGCGGGUCUGUCAUCCAUUACACGUUGGUUUGCUGUUUGCACCGCAGUCGGAAGAACCACACCCAAACGCAAACCCUUCGCGCCAACUAUGGGCAAUUCGAAGAUUUCACGCGAUCCAAAGAAAGAGGAAAGCAGCCCAACGGCGGAGGAAGAGGGUGUGGUGCCGGCGGAACCAUUGCCGGCACAGAAACCGUCCCAAAACGAAAUCUCGCGUAUUACGAUGGCAAACGCAGAGUCCGGCGCUGAUCAGGCCGAUCGUGGCAUGCGAAAGGAGUACUUCAACAGCAGCGGAGCGGGCAAGUUUUUGCCGCCGGUGCUGAAGCUGCUCGAGCUGGCUGUCGCAAUCGUUUGCAUCGGACUGAUCGAUGAUCCGGCCCACCAUUCGCGGCUGCGCGUGUUCAUCUCAUCGCGCACCGUUGCGCUGGCCUACGGGACGUUCGUCUUGUUUCUGGUAUUUUCCGUGGUUUAUCUGUUCGGAAAGGUCAUUCGAGACAACUUUCCGUGGAAACUAAGCUCGUUGCUGAACUUGACCGGUUUCAUCUUAUACCUGGCGACCGCCGCCUGCAUCUUGAACGACUGGUCCGAGACGAAGAACCGCAACUACUGGCCGCCCAACACGCAAAGAAUGGAUUUCUUGUGCGGUGCUGGCUCGGUUGCAGUGGUCGGCGCAUUGUUCUAUCUGAUCGAUCUAAUUGUCACCGUGCGCCUAGGCAUGAAGGGUGAAAUCGAAUGAACACAUCGCCAUCCCCGAUGGAGGCAUUUUUCUAACACUACGUUAACGUUAGGAUAACAACACAUUUUGUCAUAAUAUUCUUCCAUCCAUUAGAUGUUAAGCUUAAUACGUUAUCUAUGUUAUUAUCUCCUUCGAAACAACCUGUAAAUAUCGAGACACAUGAGCUAUGCAAGCCAAACUAUCGUUUAUCCAGGUUUUCCAGUUGUGAUUAGGUGCUGGAAAAAUCUCCCCCCGACCAAUUACCUCGGCCCAGUGACGAGACCGUCCAAAUGAAUCGUGAAAACGUUUUUUUCCCCAUCCAAACUAUAGCCUUUUAAUCACGUUGAAAAGUUCAAAUUUUCACCAUCACCAAUCAUUGAGCUAUUUAAGCAUUUUUGAGGGCAUUUUGAACACAUUGGUUCAUAACUUUAAAUGCAAAUGCAUUUCGUCCAAUUAAUUCGCAAUCUCAGCAAUAAGCUCUUCUUCACAUUCACUUUAAAUCGAUUUUAUAAUUCGUCAGUACAACAUUUUUUUUAGAUGAGUGAAGAACUAAUCUACCAAAUAUUAGAACGUAAGAAGCUGCAACGAACUACCGGAAAAGCCGUGAAUAUUGUACGACACGGUUUUCUACCAUCAUUAUAUAUGUUAAGCUUCUACCACCGUUAAUGCAUGUGCAUUUUUGUUUUAUCUCUAAUUGUUAAGCGCACAUAUUUUGUCAAUAUUCUCCUUUCAAUGGAUGGUAACAUCAUUAGAUUGCGAAGAAGAAUGUUGUGCAGGAUAGGCAGCGAGUGUUUUGUUCUCUUCAAAAGCCAUACGUUAAAUUACGUUGUUAAGCAUAAAACAAUGAAGAUGGACGUUAAUGUCCUCUUGUACAAAAUAAGUUUUCUACAACUAUCAUUUAAGCAAAUUUGCAUUUCAAGAUGAAACACGAAACAUUACACUCUUUUGAGGAAUACAUUCGAAUUUCUAAUAAAUACAA